AUGGCAUUCCUUGCAAUAGCAUUGGAAAUAAGAAUAUUAACUCGAAACAAAUAUGCAAAUGAUAGGUUCACAGCUAAUUCAGAAUCUGUUAAUGAAACAUGUACGAAUAUCAUUGUUAAUAGAAUGGCUAAUAUUGUAGGCGAAAAUACAAUAUUCAUAGUAUUUAAUUUUUUUCAACUUUGGUUCAGUUAUAAUGCGAUAUAUUAUCAAAACGUUAUUCAAUUAUUAACUUUAGCAGGAAUAAAUUAUUUUGUUGGAUUUUUUGCCAUCGUACAAAUUAUCGAAAUAAAUAAAUGGAAAGCAAAUGCAGAAGAAUGUAAACCAGCUUAUAUAUUUCAAAACCAAUUUGAACGGUACGAAAUUCCAUUAAUAACAAUAUCAUUACUGAGUGCAACUACGAUGGCUUAUUUCACUUGGAAAUUAUACCAACAAUUUGGUUGGAAUAUUUAUAAAAAAAUUGGCGCAGAUUUGAGAAUGCAAAGCAUUUAUAAAACGAUGCUUAUUUUCGUAAUGUUGUUGAAACUUGAUGUCUUUUUCAUGAUUGUGUUGGCAAUUCAAGCAUGCACUGCAUUCUCAUACAAAGCCGUUGAUGAUCCAAAAUAUCUUGAUCCUCCUGUUCUGUAUUGGUUACAUGUUUUCGUGACAAUUCUUAUAGUCUUCUUACAAAUAUUGGCGUUCCGUUCACUCACAUUUAUAUGGGGAAUAUUUGUACUAAAUAACUUUGGUCUAGGCCUGAAAAAACAUAUGAAUGCUGAAUUACCGCAACACGACACAAAUCAAUCACCAAGAAUAUCAACGACUCAAACGUUUGAUUCAGUCCAGAUUCCUCCAAUAUCAAACCAUAGCAACAAUAAUGUUCAGGCGACUUCUCCAACUAGAUGGGCAAUUGAUGACGAUUAG
Messenger RNA from Entrophospora sp. SA101, 900 nucleotides. The record is from the annotation of a GenBank genome assembly. Lineage: Eukaryota; Fungi; Glomeromycota; Glomeromycetes; Entrophosporales; Entrophosporaceae.